Messenger RNA from Ogataea philodendri, 3333 nucleotides. RefSeq lists its product as uncharacterized. NCBI's taxonomy places the organism in Eukaryota, Fungi, Ascomycota, Pichiomycetes, Pichiales, Pichiaceae. Gene Ontology annotation, molecular function: ATP binding; protein serine/threonine kinase activity. The transcript has a single exon. Gene Ontology annotation, biological process: intracellular signal transduction; peptidyl-serine phosphorylation. The coding region runs from base 1 to 3333 and encodes 1110 amino acids. The record is from RefSeq and is a predicted model, not a curated record.
AUGUCAUCUUCCAAUCGAUUUAACAGCAGCCGAUCAAAUUCAAUCGGUCUCAAUGCACCGGAGAUAUCUGAUUACUCUGAUCUAUACGAUGAAUACAUGACCGACGACAACCUUUUGUCACAAUCGAGAAUUGGUCCAAAUUCACAUAUUCUCGAUGCUCAGAAGACCACAAGCAUACAAGGAAAUGUCAGUGAUUUUAUCCCAUACACUAGAGAGCAAUUGCUCGAAAGAAACUUGCAUCAAUCAAUAAGUCCUGAAGCAGAUCAGAGCUAUGAAGACGACGAAGACGAUGAAAGUUCCACAGAACUUCAGAUUCCUGUAUCUGAAAGUGAUCGCGUUGUACUCCCACAAUCAUCCAAGGAAUGGCAAGAAAAAGGAGCCGCACAGAUACUCCGAAAGGUGAAGAAUGCUGAUGGCCAAGUCAGCACUGAAUUAGUGAGGAAAUCGAUCAAGAACUUCAAGCUCGGAAAAGAAUUAGGUGAAGGUUCUUACUCUACCGUGGUUCUCGCGACCGAUCUUACGACUGGUCGUUUUUACGCAAUAAAGGUUUUACACAAACGCCACAUCAUCAAGGAGAAGAAGGUUAAGUAUGUGAACAUCGAAAAGAAUGCAUUAAACAGACUUGGCUCUGGCCAUGGAAUUAUCCAUUUGUUCUAUACUUUCCAGGAUGAACAAAGUCUGUACUUUGUCUUGGAUUAUGCUCCAAAUGGAGAAUUACUAUCUCUGAUCAAGAAACACGGUACAAUGGACGAAGAAUCAGUCAAAUAUUAUUCCACCCAAUUGGUGGAUGCAAUUGACUACAUGCACAGCAAUGGUGUCAUUCACAGAGAUAUCAAGCCCGAAAACAUCCUUUUAGAUACAGACAUGAAGAUCAAAGUGACCGAUUUCGGGACUGCAAAAAUGUUAGAAAAGAAUAGCAACGAUGAGUAUCCGAGCGACACAAGAGCAAGCUCGUUCGUGGGAACUGCGGAGUACGUUUCUCCUGAAUUGUUAAAUGACAAAUACUGUGGAAAGGGAGCAGAUAUUUGGGCAUUGGGAUGCAUAAUCUAUCAAAUGAUCGCAGGGAAGCCACCGUUCAAAGCUACGAACGAAUAUCUCACUUUUCAAAAGAUCUUAAAAUUACAGUACGCAUUCAGUGCUGGAUUCCCAAUGGUCAUCAGAGAUCUAGUCAAGCGCAUUUUGAUUCUUAAGCCAAAGGACAGAAUUUCUUUACCCGAAAUCAAGAAACAUUAUUUCUUCAGGGGUGUCGACUGGAGUAAUCAGGAAUCUAUUUGGGAUUCACCUCCUCCCGAAUUAGGCCCUUAUAAAAUGUCUGCCAAAUCGAUGCUUCCUGUUCCGGAUUUGAACAAGUCAAAGCUCCCUCCAGCGUCUGCCACUGUUAAGAGACUGGGUAGCGCAGGAAAGAGUGCAUCUGCUACCAACGUCACAAGCGCAAGUACUUCAUCAAGCCCAAAUAUGAGUGCCGCGCCAACUUUAAGCAGCAACAAUGGUACGAUUUUUGGACUUCCAAACCCGCUGGAAUACAAAAAGGUUAAUUCAUCGCCAGUUUUACCAACAGAAAAAACUGUAUCGAGUCAGCCUUUAUCUACAGCCGCUGCUGUUGCAACCACGAAGAAAUUACUCACUCAGCCUACCCCAAAACUAUUUUCAGCCUCAGGCUCUCCGAAGUCCGGCCCAGUCAAGUCUGACCGUUCAGAGAUUGCUAGGCAUGACUUCAGACCUCCACAGUCCAGUUCGGGACCAAAACUAAACACUAAAAGUUCCAAGGUGGGAUUAUCCUCAACCGCUUCGAAUAACAGUAUUGCCAAAAAUGUUUAUUCGUCUUCGGCUUAUGCUCCUCCUAAUAUAUCAAAGACAUCUUCAAGCACGUUAGGUUCUUCGCCAGCAUCAACCAUUUCCAGUGCUUCUAUCCAACCAAGACCAGUGUCAAGCCAACAGAAGGUUGACGUGAUCCCAGGUACCAAUAUUCCCCGUCCGGUUAUCAACACGCGUAUUAAUACGACUGGAAGUUUCAACAGGUCUUCGAGUUCUUCGGGAAUGAAAUCCAAGCAACCUACACUUUCUGCAAUUACGACCACCGAAACUCCACCAUUAUCAAUCCUAGAUAUGGCCUGGGUUAAAUUUCUGAUCCAUCCUGACGAAAGAGUACUAAGGGCGGGUAUUGUUCACGUUAGCAAAUACAGCACAGAGGCAUUUGAGAAGAAAUACAAAGGAACUCUCACCGAGUCCCCUCUGGGCUACAAAAAUAGGGAGCUUUUGAACUCAUCUAACCCUGGGAUGUUGGGGCAAGCAUCUACGCUAAGAAAAAGUUCGGUGAUUUCAGCUUAUAGCGAGGAUGAUGCAAUCACGUUCACGGAGGAAGAGGCUGCCGAAAAGGUAGACGAUGAGGAUAAUUCCAAGGAUAACAAUACUUCGGAGAGAAUAUCAAAAUUGAAGAAUUUGUUCCAUUACAAGGCGUUGUCAACAGAUCCAAUUGCCAAACAAAGAACAUUAGUGGUCACCAGUUUUGGUCGAGCUCUUUUAUUCAUUGAAAAUCACGACCGCAACAAAGAAAAGUAUCAAUGUGUCAGCGAGAUUGAUCUAGUCAAUUCGUACGUUCACUUUAGAGAAGUGAUUGGAGAUAGACGGUCACGUAAUUUAUCUUCUGGUAUUUUUGCAAUUGUUUCUGUCAAUGUGACAUUAGCAUUUGAGGUUGAUAAGCAAGAACUUUCUUUAUGGACCAAUUCAUUAGCCAAGGCACGAUUCAUGCAACAGGAACGGAGCAUCAGGCUCUUGAUGGAAAAAGAUCCUGCUGGAGAUUCAGGGAUGGCGACGGGAAAUCAGGCAGCAUCUCGUGCGGCAAAUAUGGCUAUGUCACCGACUGAUUUGUCACCGAAGCUUCCAAGUGAUAUUGCUCCAGGCUCUCCAUUACUUGAUUUCGAUCUACUUUCAGGUCCAGAUCCACAUAACCGUGUUCAAAGCAGAUCGAGUAGUGCAGGAAAACCGAUCCGCAAGCCUCCACCAGGAGGCACUGGCCAGUUUCCAUCUUCAAUGCGGGCUGAAUCAGAAAUCAACAACAGCAAAGCCCAGGGUAAUCGCAAGUCCGACCCCAACACUCGCAAGGUGCUUUCAGAGAACUCUCCAAUGAUCUCUGCCGCAAUUAACAAGGCAUUGUGGAACAGUUCUCAGACAUUGAGUCAAGAUCCAAUUGGGGCCGAGACCCAUCAUGUUCUGCCUCAACAAGCUACUCAAGGGAAUUCUACAAUUGCUUCAAGCAAAAAUGGCUCCUCUCCUCGUCUAGUCACGUCGAUGAACUCUAAGCUUCUUGCACGGACAACAAGGAAGAGACGUUAG